CAGAGUUUUGUUUAUGUUUGCAUCGUCAAUGCUUCUAGAAAAGCGAUCGGUAUAAAGUGCGGCAUUUUCGGUGUUUCACAUUCGCAAUCGUUAUUGACAGAGUUCGGUACCUAUUAGCAUCCACAAGCAAUAAAUCGGUGGUUAAUCAUGAGCUAUCAUCGCGGAGGAAAUCGUCGUGGCAACAACUUCAACAAGGGCGGUGGUAACCGCUACGGUGGUGGUGGUGGCAAACGCGGCGGCGGACGAGACUCGGAUACACCGGUCGAUGAGAAGAAUCCGGUGAUUCAAAGUUUCCGGGAAUAUGCCAGAGAGCUGGAUGAUAAGCACGAUCGAUACGAAAGGAUUGUCAAGUGCAGCCGGGAUAUCACCAUCGAGAGCAAGAGGAUCAUUUUUCUGCUGCACACGGUCGAUGUAAAGAAGAACAACCAAACCCAGGUGUGCAACGAAGCCAAGAGACGGCUGGAAGCGCUCUGUCAGUCCCAUUUCGCCACCAUCGCCAAAGAACUUCACGGACUGGAUCCGUACCAGUACACGCGGGCCUAUACCGCCGGACUGCAGGAAUUUAUCGAAGCGUACACAUUCUACGAGUAUGUCGGUGCCCAGAAUAUUUCCCACUGGAAGACGAUUCAGGAGCAACUGCUCACGUACAAGAUAGCGCCCGAUUCGGCGGAAGGGAAGAAAAUUGUUUCCGAUGAAAAUGACCAACCGGAAACUGAAGAUGAAGAAGACGGGGACGAGUCGCCGAAGAAGCAAGUUGAGAUAAGCUGCCUAUUGUCCCCGAUGGAUUUUGUUCUUGGGAUAGGUGACCUCAGCGGUGAGGUUAUGCGUAAAUGUGUUAACUCGCUUGGUUCUGGUGACGUGGACAGCUGCUUCGACCACCGUCGUUUUAUGCAGGAGCUCUACAAGGGAUUCAUAUCGGUGGCUAACGCUCGAAGCCGUGAUUUUUCUCAGAAGUUGCUCACACUUAGACAAAGUUUGCUCAAAAGCGAAAAUGUAUGCUACAAUGUAAAGGUACGUGGAGGAGAAGCCGCCAAGUGGGGCAAUACCGAUGAUUGUGCCUUCGUCCCGAAGGAUAACCUUGAUGAGGAUGAGGGUAUUUUCUUCUGAAAACAGGUAUAAACACUGUAGAUCGUAAUUUUGAAAAUGGAUUCUUUUUUUCUUACUUACAAUAUGGAAUAAAUAAACGGUAUAAAUAUACCGAGUAA
Messenger RNA from Topomyia yanbarensis, 1205 nucleotides. It is a transcript of the gene Trax, whose product is annotated as translin-associated protein X. Gene Ontology annotation, molecular function: RNA binding; RNA endonuclease activity; sequence-specific DNA binding. NCBI's taxonomy places the organism in Eukaryota, Metazoa, Arthropoda, Insecta, Diptera, Culicidae. Bases 148 to 1107 code for a protein of 319 amino acids. The record is from RefSeq and is a predicted model, not a curated record. The transcript has 2 exons. Gene Ontology annotation, cellular component: cytoplasm; nucleus.